CGUCGGUUUGCGAUUGGUUAUUUGUUGCAGGUGCGAAACACCACAAAUGCGUCUCAUUUUGCAGAAAGGAUAAAACUGUAUUCAACAAAAGCAGCAUAAGAAAUAUACUCGCGCCACUAUCGGAGGUAUUAAAAUAUGGUGAUCGCACAGGCUGCUUUAGUUUUACUUUUGGUUGCUGUUGAUGCAAGGCCAUGGGGACCUGGAUGUGCGGAUGGUAGUUAUGGUUAUGGUGGAUGCGGUCACCAUCAAGCUAACGGUUAUGGCGGUGCACACCAUGCUGCUGGUUGCUGCAACGGCCUAGCCCAUGGCGGACAUCACGGAGGAGCAUACGGACAAGCUGCUCAUCAUGCCGGAGGAUAUGGUGGUGCAUACGGAGGCCAUCAUGAGGACCAUGGAGAAGAUGUUAAAGUAGAGACUCAUGGUGUUCACCAUAUCGCAUCUCAUGGUGGUAUCCAUCAUGAACAUGGUGGACUUAGAGGAGGACAUCAUGGAGCUUACGGAGGACAUGGAGCUCAUGAGGCAGGUAACUUUGGUCAUGUUCAUGGCGGACACUAUGGAUUAGGUGGAAAUCAUUAUGGUGGCUCCGAUUACGGACAUGGACACCAUGGUGGGUAUGUGCAUGAGCCUUGUCACACUCCAUGCCACACUGUUGGUGGAUGUGGUGGAUGUGGUGGUUAUGGACAUCUUGGUGGUGUUGGUGGAUAUGGAACAGGUCUUGGUGGAGUUGGUGGAGUUGGUGGUCUACAUGUUUAUAAAAAAGAAACUGUGAAAGGAAAAAAAGUUCAACAAGUUACAAAAGCCGAGGAGGAGAAUGAAGAUGAUGAUGAUGACGAAUCUGAAGAUGCUGAAGCUGAAAGUGGAAAUAGUAGUGAUGAAGACAUGCCAAAUGGAGCUAAAAAAUCAACUUUGGUCAAGGAGAAGAAAAAUGGAGAAGAAAAGAAUGACAAAGAAAAGCCAGAAAUAAAUAUGAUGAUGAAUAGUGAAAAAAAAAAGGAAGAUAACUUGCCUGAAAAUAAAAGUUCAGAAAAGAUAAAUGAUGAGAAAAAAGUUGGUGAUACAAAAAACUCUUCUGAUGUAAAAUCUGUUGAUGAUGUUUCUAAAGUGGAGCAGUUAAAAUCAGGAGAUGCCAAAGUUGUAGAUAAUAAAGAAGAUGUUAAAUUAAAAGAAGGUGUUAAAGCAGAAGGUAUAAAAGAUAAAGAAGAUGCAAAAAUUCAAGAUUCAGAAGAAAAAACGGUUCAAAAAACGCAAAAUAAAACAAAUCAAGAUGCUGGAACUGAAAAAGUUCAAAGUGCAGAAAAUAAAAAAAUUACUGCUGAAAAAGAUGUUGCUGAACCAAAGACAAAGGAAGAUAUCAAACUUAGGGGUGCUCAGAAAGCUUAUCAUAAAGCAAAAGAAGCUCACAAAAAAGAUGCAAAGAAGUUUGAAAAUACACUAAGUGUAAAUGAACAGCCUAAAGCAGAAGCAAAAGAAGAAAAUGGUCAGCUUGCAGAAAAAGCAGAAAACCAUGAUACAGCUACUGUCCUAGGUAAUCCUAGACCAUCAUCAUUUUCUGAAUCAAAGCACAACAACAAGACUACUGUUGGAGAUCCUGAAGCCAAAAAGUACCUUUCAACUGCAAAUGCUGCUAUUGAUGUUGCUGCAGAAGCUGUUGUUGAUGCAGAAACCCUUGAAAGUGGGCAUAAAGAAAAUGCAGUAGAUAAAGGAGGAAUGAAAUACUUAAAAGCUGCAAGUGAUGCUGUUGCUGCUGCACAUGAAGCUUUGUCACGAGCUGCAGAACUUGGAGGAUUUGGAAGUUUACCUGCUCCAAACUUUAAACCUUUAGAAAAAGGCGAGAAAGAUACUACCCUGGCAAAGAAGUACACACAAGCUGCAAGUGAAGCUGUCAACGCUGCGGAAAAAGCUUUAGACAACCUUGCAGCUAUUGGAUAUCCUGAUGUCAUUCCUCCUGUUAAUGAGGCAAAAUCUCAGCCAACAAAUGAAAAUAAUGCAGUUAAAAAACAUGAUGUAAAUUUUAUUUUGAAUAAAGAAGAAUCAAAUGAAGAUGCUGAAAGCGGAUCUGGAGAAACUAACACUGAGAAUGCACAAGUAAAGUCAAUUAUUGAAGCACCUAGUAAGAGAGACCGACAGGGAGAGUUUAUUGAAGUUGCCAAUAAAGCUGUAGAUGAAGCACACGAAGCUCUUAUGAAUGCAGUUCGAAAAUUACCGAACAAAAGAAGUGUCUAAGUGUUUUAAGUCAUUUUGUAAAUUUGUAAACUGAGAGUUUUGUAAAAAAAAAAGAAAAAUUUUUUUUUUGUAAGAGUAACUUAUUUUUAUUUAUAAUUUUCGAUAGCAAUGUUAAUUUUUCAUAGUUUUGUUAACGAUAAUAACAAUGAUGUAAUUUUCAUACUGAUGAAACAAUGUCAAAAAUAA
Molecule: messenger RNA, 2409 nt
Organism: Hydra vulgaris (swiftwater hydra)
Lineage: Eukaryota; Metazoa; Cnidaria; Hydrozoa; Anthoathecata; Hydridae
Source: RefSeq, a predicted model, not a curated record